AUGGAGCGAAGUGUUGAUGUUAAACAGAGCAUUAAGGAUCAGAUGCUCGUGAAGAAAUACUGCAUAAGUGGAGAGGAGAAAAGUGAAGAUCUGCAGUCACACCCGCUCGCUAAACAUGAUGACAUGGUUAGAAAAGUUCAUGCCCUACAGGAAAGCCAGUUCUUCCGGAAACUGUGGAAGCUGAAAGCAGAACUUGCCAAGAAUGUUUUUCCAGACAAAGCCCUUCUUUCCCUGGAUGAAGUGCAGGAAAACAUUUACAUGCCAGCCAUGGUCGAUUUUCGAGACACCUAUCUGGCCCUUAAAGAUUUUUCCAUUAGCCACGGUAACAUUGAGAGACAGUUUGGAAAUCUGCUAACAGAUGAAAAGGUGCUCAGAGAGGAAUUUAAAAUCAUGGAGAAGAGCGAGGGAGGACCCAGCAGCCAGUCUGAGUGGGCUGAGGUCGCAAUGGUGAAGAUUAACAACUACUUGGAACUCUCCUCGGUGGUGAAGACAGCCAAAAUGAUAGAUGAGCUACGAAGGAUACUGGGACUCAAUGGAGAUUUCCAGAUACUUGAGGACCUGACCAAAUACGAAGACAAGGACUUCAAGGACAAGACUCUUGAUUAUAUGACCGAUGAUAUUGUAAAAGUUAAAGACACUCUGGCUAACAUCCCUGAGGAUGUGCUUGACUUCUUGAAGGAACUUCUUGAGUGUGCAAAGAAAGACUUUACCUCUUGGAUCAAAACCAUUAUAAAAGAAAAAACAGAACUACCUACAUUUGUGGAGCUGGCAUCCAUUUCUGCAGGAGAAAAUGAUAUGGACAUAGACAAAGUGAAGUUCUUCCGAGACGCUGUCUCUGCCUCUGUUCCCAUCUUAUUCGACUUGACUCCCGAAUCAGGGUUUGAAGCUUUUUCCUCAGCUCUAAGUCCCAUCAGAGACGCUGUAGAAAAUGACAAUAAACUUCUAAAGAAGCUACCUUCUCUCGAUAACUGCAUUUCACUGCAACUGCCAGGGGAUGUCGCGGAAAAGGCUGCUCAAGGAGAUCAGACAGACAAGAUGGACUCUAGAGCGUACAGCCUGGCUCAGCUCACUGAGCUGCAGAACAAGCUCAUGCUGAUAGCCACAAAGGCUGAGCAGGGUAGAGAAGAGGUGAACAGAUUCCUGGAGCAUGAUGUUAAAGCAGCGGAUAUCAGAGAAGCGUUAAAGAGAGCACUUGAAACUCCCAAAGAAUGUGUUGAUAUAUCAGAGAAAGAUGAUCAGUCCGUGUCCUGGAGUGACUACAUCGUUAAAUUUCCUCAGCUCAUCCAAGGUCUGGUUGAGUCUGGAUAUGAGGAAUCAGUGGGUAAGGCAGCUCUGCAGAAUUAUCUGCCAAACUCAGCCAUCACAGAGCAAAUGCUCAUGAAAUUUGCCUUCGACUACGCUGAUGAUGAGGAAAAAAUUGAAGAGCAGAGCAAAUUAUACGAUGAGCAGAGGGAAGCCUUUCUGCAGAAGUCUAUGAAGUUUAAAAACAAGAUCAGAGAUGUGGAUUCAUCCACCUUCCAAAGCCUUGCAAAAGAUGAAGUGGCCACUUCCUUUGAGAGUUUGCCAUCUAUCCAAGACAAGGUGAAUUUGCUCUGGAACGCUUACUGCAGCAAGCUCACUGGCCUGGUGUCAGACAAGUACAUCAGCCUGGAUGUUUUUGGUGAAAUGCUGAAAUACCUGACGUCUCCUGAAACCGCUGUCAUUGAGAGGAAUUUACCAGUGGGUUUGGAAGCAGGAAAGCCUUGCCUUGUCACAUGUAAAGAAGAGCAGAUGUUACCCUCCAUGCUGUCAGUCUAUACGCACUCCGAGGGGGCACCUCUUCCAACGUAUGAUGAGGUGUUGGUCUGUACCCCUGAGACAGAGGAAGAAGACAUUGAGCUGAUUGUGAGGAGAGCUCUUUCUCCAGACCCCAGACACAAAAAGAUCUAUUGCUUGCUUGGUGCAGAAAAAUUAGUUUACAAAGUCUCCAAGAACCUGGAGUCCCUCUUCUUCCACUUCGCACAAUCUUGCAGCAAUGCCGAUUACAGGUUUCUUAUCUUUGGUGAUGCCAAGGCUCACAACUCUUAUGUUAUGACAGCCUUCGACACAUACAAAGUCUCCUUUUCCUGUGAUAUGGGAGUAGACAUUCAGAAAUACCUGAAGACACACCUGAGAGUGCCCAGUGGGGUGGCACCUGUUGCUCAAAUCUUUGAAGAGCCCUUUCAACAGAACGUGAAGUUUGUAUUUUCAGAGCGAGCUGGCAUGGGGAAGUCUUUGUUUGUAGCAAAUACCAUCAGAAAAGCCAAAACCCAACCAGAGAAUGCCGGGCUGAGCCACAAAACCAUUAGGCUGAUGGAGUCGGAAAUAGAUUUUGGAUUUCUCCUGGAGGAGCUUCGCUCACUGGAACAGAAACCAACUGAGGCUGGGCCCCGGAUCUUCCAUAUUGACAUAUCCCCUGUGAUGACCAGUGAAAUGGAGCAAGCAUUUCUAGAUCUCCUUCCAGCUGUGAAAUGCAUGUCACCAACAGAAGUACUAGAGAUGCUUAAAAAUAACAGUUCUGGAGUUGCUGCUGAAGUGGAACAACAGCUACUGGACAGUGACACGUUCAGGGGUGAUGCCUUCCAAAGGUCAUACCAGUACAUCAGCAGAUACCAGCGAAAGGCCAAUCUCGACAGCUUCUGUUUCACCCCUGGGGAGAUUGAAGGGACCCAGGAAGAGUGUCUGAGUCUCUUGUUGGAGUCCUGCGGGAGAAAGAAUCCUUCCUGGACUGAGCUCAGCAACUUCACACGCUUCCUAAACCUCCAGCUGAAGAAGUGUGAAAACUCAGUGUUCUGCAGCAGCAAUUUAGUGGAAGAGGGAUUUCAGGGGUUCAAGGCGUUUGUGAUAAAAUUUAUGAUCACCAUGUCCAAGGACUUUGCUUUGCCAUCCCUAGCCAUGGCAGAUGAAAGCUCACCCAGCGAAGAGGAGAAAAUGGACGAGGAUAGUGUAUUGAGAGGGUACCAGUUAAGACGUAAGUGGGAGCAAGAGUCGCACCCCUACAUAAUUUUCCAUGCUGACGACCACUCCAUGGAGUUCUUGGGUUUCCAUAUCAAUCGGAGUUUUGAUGCUGUUGAUGCACAUUCACAGGCUGUUUUAGAGGAGAAGGUUAUUGAUCGACGUUUAUAUCGCACCCUUGAGGCUCAGAAAGUCCCUUUUAAUAAAAAGUUUGAAGAUCUGUCCAGGCAAGAACAGCUAGAAACUCUCUGUAGCGUAUUCGGAGUGAGAAGCUCCCAAGACCCAGAUGAAUCCUACCAACUGACCCUGGACAAUACCAUGAAAAUGCUGGCCAUUCAUCUGAGGUUCCAGUGUGGGAUCCCCGUGAUCGUCAUGGGCGAAACAGGCUGUGGGAAGACCAAGUUGGUGCAGUUUAUGUGCAGCUUGCAAAGAGCAGGAAGGGAUGUUCAGAAUAUGAUGCUGGUGCGUGUUCAUGGAGGCACCAGCUCCAGAAUCAUCCACCAGAAAGUCAAGGAAGCCAUCGAGCUGGCACGCGUCAAUGAAAAGAGGCACAACAUGGACACGGUGCUGUUCUUUGAUGAAGCCAACACCACCGAAGCCGUGUUUGCAAUUAAAGAGGUCCUGUGUGACCAGAGUGUGAAUGGAGAGCCAAUCUCCACCACGCGCUUAAAAGUGGUGGCUGCUUGCAACCCUUACAAAAGGCACACCAAGGAAACCAUUGAGAAGCUAGAGAAAGCCGGCUUAGGGUACAGAGUUCGGAGUGAAGACACUCUAGAAAAGCUGGGCUUCAUCCCUUUGAGGCAGCUGGUGUAUCGGGUGCAGCCUCUUCCACCGAGCAUGUUGCCUCUCGUCUGGGACUUUGGGGAACUAAAUGAAAAGACUCAGAGUCUGUACAUCAGACAAAUUGUUAAAUCCAUCGUGGAAGACAAGCUUCCCAAAGAGAACAUGGAUGUUUUUACCUCUGUCAUUUCCACCUCCCAGAAGUUUUUAAGAGAAAAGAAAGAGGAAUGCAGAAUCGCCAGUCUCCGGGACAUAGAACGCUGCAUGGGGGUGCUGCUGUGGUUUUAUAACUUAGGAGACCUGCUUUUUCCUCUUAUCGACGAAAAGAAGAGUGAGGUUCAACAGUCAAAGGACUAUGACCCAUCCAUUCAUGCCCUUGCAAAGGGGUGUGAGAAAGAUCAGAUAUCUGCAUUAAAUGAAGCACAAAGAUCUCUGCUUCUUGCAGUUGGAGUUUGCUAUUAUGUAUCUCUCGAGAGUCGCCAAGAUUAUCUGAAAGAGAUAGCGAAAUGCUUCUUUGUGCCCGAAUCCCUGCUUCAGCUAGAGAUUGUACUUUGCCAAGAGGUGUUCCUGGAUAACCUCUCUGUACCCAAGACAACAGCACGGAACGAUGCCCUAAGGGAAAACAUCUUCAUGAUGGUCAUAUGCAUGGACCUGAGGGUGCCGCUGUUCCUUGUAGGGAAGCCAGGUAGCUCCAAAUCCUUGUCUAAGACCAUAGCUGCUGACGCAAUGCAGGGCAGAAUGUCUAAAACAAAAUUGUUCAAACUGUGCAAGCAGAUCCAGCUGGUGUCAUUCCAGUGCAGCCCUCAUUCCAAGCCUGAAGGAAUCAUUUCCACUUUCAAACAAUGUGCACAGUUCCAAAGGGGCCAGAAACUGGAGGUGUUUGCCUCUGUGGUUAUCCUGGAUGAGAUAGGCCUUGCAGAAGACUCACCUGAGAUGCCCCUGAAGACACUGCACCCUCUUCUUGAAGAUGGUUGCGUUGAUGAUGAAGUCCCAGAACCGUACAAAAAGGUUGGUUUUGUUGGCAUUUCGAACUGGGCCCUGGACCCUGCUAAAAUGAACCGGGGCCUCCUUGUGUUCCGGACCAACCUCAACAAAGAUGAGCUGGUGAAGACGGCCAAGGGAAUCUGUGCUGAUGAGACACAUGUUACCAAGAUUGAGCAUUUGUUCCCCUCCCUGGCUGACUUCUAUUGUGAGGUGUUAAAGAAACAGCCCAUGGAAUUUUUUGGGCUCCGUGACUUCUACAGCCUCAUCAAAAUGAUACUGUUCUAUGCCAAGGACAGAAAAAGCAUCUCUGAAGAAGAACAGCUUAUUGCAAAAGCAAUUCCGAGAAACUUUGGAGGUUUAAAGGAUCUUGAUCCUUUAGCUCUGUUCAGAAACUACUCACCCAUUUCUCUGCCUUCCAAGUUAGAAACCAGCCAUACAGUUCAUUUGUUACAGGAAAAUUUAGACAAGAAACAGACUGGGUUUGUAUCUAGAUACUUGUUGCUGUUAACAACAAACCACGCAGCUUUCCAGAUCAUACAAAUGACCAAACUCUUGGACAUAGAGAACUGUGAUAUUAUAUUUGGCUCGGGGUUCCCACGGGACCAAGAAUAUUCACAGGUGUGCCGGUCUGUUAACAGAGUGAAAAUCUGCAUGGAGACAGGCAGGCCCGUCAUUCUCUUAAACAUUCACAACCUGUACGAAAGCCUUUACGAUGCGCUGAACCAGUGCUUCGUCAGGUUAGGAGGGAACUAUUAUGUCGACCUUGGCCUUGGCACUCACAGAGUUAAAUGCCGCGUGAAGGAGGAGUUUAGGUUGAUUGUGAUUGAGGAGAAGAACGUGGUUUACACGCAGUUCCCCACCCCGCUGUUGAACAGGCUGGAGAAGCACUGCUUGGAGAUGAACACCAUUCUGCACUGGCAGCAGGAGAAGCUGAUGAAACAGCUGAAUGAAUGGGCCAAGUCGUUCGUCACCAUCCAGAACACAGACUUCUGCUGCACGAGGCCAGCAGACCUGGCUCCCCAGGAACGUGAUGUUUUCAUUGGUUUCAGUGAUGACACUUCUGCCACUGUUGUUCUGCAGUGCUCUCCGAGUGGUUGUCAGGGGAUCUGUCUGCCUGAUGAAGAGGCAGUCCUCUCAGCUUCUAAAAGCAAACUCAUCGAGUGUGCAACCCCUGAUUCCAUCCUGCGCCUCAAAUAUUCUCCGCUGGAGGAUGUGGAGCAGAUUCAGGACCUGUAUUUUGGAAAGCAGAAGCACAAUGGCCUGAUUGACAUUCUGUGGGGGGCAGUGAAUCAAGAGUCAAAUGCAGAUGGCACCAAUGGACUGUGCCUGGAGUUUGAUACAGAACAUGCCUUCCGCCAGGAACUUAGGUACUGCAUAGUGGAUGAGAGAAGAAAGCCAGGAACAACCGGUCCAUCACAUGUCGUCAUCAUAACCAAAGUCCCAAGGAUACUCGGGGGGUGCAGCUACCUGGCAUUCAGUGCUGGUGAGUGGCGCGCUGUUCACUUGGAUGACCUGCUGCCUCCCGAGACCUUUGCAGCCAAUCUGGGACAACUCUCCAAAAUGACAGUCGCUGAGAUUUUCAUGAACAGCACCGAGCAGGGAACCGACACAAGUUGUCCAGAGGAUUCCAUUGCCCCUGAAGAUGCUGAAAAAGCCAAUGACGCCACAGAGGAAAAUUUGCAGCUGAUCAACACUGAAUUCAUGAUCAAACAAAGUGUCCAGAAAGCUGUGAUACAGCUGGAGGAUAAGAAAGACAACAGCCAGCGAGCUACGAAAAGGAUACAGAUUCUCUAUGAUGCACUUUUUCAUUCUCAGAGCAAGAAUAGACGUUAUCCAAAGGACCCCACUGUGGACUCUGCUGAGAUGUUUCAAAGCUCUAUCUUGAAUAUGCCAGUGCCAGAUGGCAAUAGUCCAGAAAUGGUUCAGCGUUAUGCCAGUGAUUUUGUGAAGAUGGCUUUUCCAGGGCAAGAUGUUCAGGUUUAUGAGAUUUUGUCUAAUGUCCUCAUAACUGGUGCGAAGCAGCUCUGCGCCUCUUUGGCACAUGAUGACAUGGGGUUUUCCCUGAUUUGGCUGCACAUUGAAUAUUUCUACCUACAAGAGAAUUAUCAGCUGUUUAUCAAUUUAGUAAAGAACGAGGAGACGCUAACCAGUGAUCUGCUGAAAGUUUAUGAAGAAGACACAACUAAAAUGUUUAUAGCUCUUGAUGCCGUGAGCAUUGUCCUGAAGCAGCUGCAGCCCACAGAGAAGCAGCUUCUGCCAUUCAGCGCCUGCCUCACCUGGCUGAAAAGGAUCAAGUCCAUUAAGCACACUGUGGAGCUGAUCACAUCGGACGACUACCAGAUGAGACUGUAUGAUAACAAAGAGGAAUUAUUGAACAGUGUAUUGUAA
Messenger RNA from Mauremys mutica (yellowpond turtle), 7125 nucleotides. Its product is annotated as E3 ubiquitin-protein ligase rnf213-alpha-like. Bases 1 to 7125 code for a protein of 2374 amino acids. The transcript is spliced from 15 exons. The record is from RefSeq and is a predicted model, not a curated record. Gene Ontology annotation, molecular function: ubiquitin-protein transferase activity; ATP hydrolysis activity. Lineage: Eukaryota; Metazoa; Chordata; Testudines; Geoemydidae.